UCGUUGACUCAGCACUGCACAUAAACAAAGCACAAAACUCUGUCACUUUCCAUUUGGCUGCUCUAAAACGUAAAACUGAAAUCAAAUCACACGAAAUUAAGUUGAAAAUUGCGAAAAACUUAUAAAAUUGUCUGUUCUUUUUGUUACAUUUAGUAUUUUAAUAGUUUUAUGACAUCUCAGUGGAAUUGAUUCGAAUGGAACCAUAAAUCGAAUGCAAAGUUACAGCUUAUGAAGUGAUUUUUAGUUUUGAACAGACCAAACGUAAUAUUUGUGUUUUUGGUUUACAACGAUGAAUUCAACGUAUAUGUAAAAGUCGCUUCAUCGAAGAAAAAAGAGAAAAGAACUACGUGUUUCGUCGUAAAUUGUGUCGCAGUAGUUGAGAUAUUCGUGAUUGAAUCAAAUGAAUAUUUAAUCGGUUUAUUACGGAAAAUGUGAUUGAGUUCGCGAUUAUUCGAAUGAAAUUGACAAAUAUCAAUUGAAAAAAUUGCGUUUUUUCUUCACUUCGUCUCCUUCUGCAUUUCCAUUCAGUUUCAACGUCACUUUCAUUGCAUUCGGUGUGUGUGGAGUGUUUUUGUUUGUUUCAUGUCAAACGUCACAAUUAUGUACUUUUUUUGUUAUUCGUUGAUCCAACUUUUGUUGCUGUGGUGAUAGUUUUUGAAUCGGUGUGCCAUACCGAUUUAUGAUAUUUGUGCCGAGAGAAAGAGAGAACAUCAAAAGAAACAAAAGUGAAGAAGAACAAAACCGAAACGUCGAGAAUAUCUGUCAUAAAACCAAACAGGAAAUAAACAGAAAAUUCAAACUUGGAGAAAAACAAAGAACUGUUUUGUAGGAUUUCUUUGGUGCAAAAAAAAACAUUGAACCUUUUGUGAGUGCUGAGCAAGUGAAACAGAGAGCUUGCACUUUGAACAAACACCUUUUCAACAUUGUUGACUGUGAAUUAAAAAGAAUGUGAAAGAAUUGUUGCUGAGAUGCGAUUGACUUAAGCAAUUUUUCUUCUUUCAAGCAAAUCUUUUCAGUUUUUUUUUUUGAAAGACGGAGACACAAAAUCAAAGUAAACGUAUUCUAUUUUACUACAUAAAACAGUUGCAUACGAUUUUCAACUAAAGAAUAAUAAGAUAGUGCUCAACGAGUAAGAACCAACUUGAAAGCGAUUCGCAACAAAGGCAUCGUCAUCACAGUGACGAAAGAGAGCGAGAUAGAAAUCAAAGAAACAGUAAAUUAUCGUAUAAAGUGUAAAGUGUUGUGUGACAAUCGGGAUAAUAUGGCGGUGGUGCGAAAGAAACAAGACGAUAAAAAUCUAAAAAUUUUGCGCGAACUGGUUUCGGUGAGCGGGAAUAAACAAUGCUUUGACUGUAAUCAAAAAGGUCCGACUUAUGUAAACAUGACAAUUGGAUCAUUCAUCUGCACUCGAUGCUCCGGCGUUCUACGAGGUUUGACGCCACCGCAUCGAGUGAAAUCGAUUUCGAUGGCUACAUUCACAACGGAGGAAAUAGAUUUCAUCAAAGCGCAUGGGAAUGAAUUGUGUGCUAAAACCUGGCUCGGUCUAUGGGAUCCAAAGAGAGUUCAUACGCAAGAACAACGCGAAUUGAUGAUCGACAAAUAUGAACGAAAGCGCUAUUACUUGGAACCGGCCAGUCCGCUAAAAUCGAUUACAAAUACAGCUCAAUUAGCGCCCUCGCAAAAUAAACAACAGCAACAGCAGCAAAUGCAAUUAAACAGCGCAACGCUAUUAACAAACGGAACGGCGAAAUCAAUUGAAGAAAAUAACAGCCAUUUAUGGACAUCAAAUACAAAUACAAAUGGUAAAACAUCGAAUAGCCGAUGGAAAAUGGAUUUAUUUUCAACAAACGAUAAUAACAGUUUGUUCAACAAUCACAUCUCCGCCCCUGUCACCACCAAUGGCAAUCGCUCAAAUGGCUUAAGCAACAACAACAACGGCACCGCUGUAACCAAUGGAUUCAAUUUAAAUGGUUCCAAUACCGAAAACAACAAUCUUUUCACACCCGACACGGAUUUUGUGGCUGAUUUUGGUUCGGCCAAUAUAUUUGAUGCCUUGAAUAACAAACCAUCCAUUAAUAAUAAUAGCACAAACAAUAAAACAAUCCUUUUACAAGGAAAUUCAAAUGGAUUCAAUCACUCGAAUGGCGUUCAACUAACUAAUGGCAAUCAAACGAAUGGUAAUGCAACGACUAAUCUAAAUAAAAGUGCCGACGAAAACUUUGCAGAUUUUGAACACAAUACCAUUUACAAUGCAGCAGCCAUUGAGAAUCAAAACAGCAAUUACUUCAAUAGUUUUAGUUACAAUAACAAUAGCACCAAUUCGAACAAUGGUAAUGCAUAUACUCAAUGGAGUGUUUGGCAACAGUUUCCAUGGCCAUACAUUCAGCCAGAACAAAAUCGAUGGAGUCUUCCGAUGUCAUUGAGCUCAACCAGUAAUUCGUUGAAAUCAAGUGGUACAUUUAAUUCCAAUUCAUCCAUAAAUUCAACACCGUCUGUGGAUCGAUACGCGGCUCUCAAGGAUCUGGAUGAACAAUUGCGUGAAAUAAAGGGGAAAGAUAACCAAAAUCAAAAUACUCUAUCAGCUGCUGCAUCAGCAAAUCCAUUCAAUGUUAUUUUGUCCUCACCCACGGCAACGGCAACGCAACCAAAUCCAUUUCAAACAACGUCGUCACCACUUUGGUUUGGCGAACAACAGCAGCAGCAGCAGCAACAACAAGGCCUAUCAACACCAGUUCAGCAGCCACUGUAUCCGAGAACAAAUAGUAAUGGAUUGUACGAUAGUUCAUCGUUUGGCCUGAAUGGUUCUGCAUUCAACGGCAAUGGAUUACAUUACCCAAAGGUUACCGAAACUAACAUGUUCAACGGAACGAUGAACAUGACAAAUGGCUUUCCACAAAAGAAUCCAUUCGCGGCACCAGUAUUAAAUGCUACCACAAACCCAUUUUUAUGAAUCUCGUCAUAAAUCGAAGAACAGUCAAUCCAGCAAAACCGACCACAUCAAAAUCUAUUGCUCUACUUUAACCAUUUUUUUUUGUUUGAAAACGAAAAAACACACAAUUUGCUUUGAAUGUCACGAAAAUAGCAUAUUUUCUCUGUAUUAAUCCAAAAGGGUUCGAAAAUGACUAUAAUAACAGUUGCUGUUAACUCUCACUUUGCAAAAGCAAUUUUUCGGACUUUUUUGUAAAAAAAAAUGUGCGAUCUUAAUGUUAUAUCGCUGGUGCAAUGGUGCAAACGAGCAAAUCAAGUGCACGAAUCUAGCGCAAAUAUUUUUUUUCUUAGGUUAGAUUUAUGUAAAAGGAACGCAGGAAACGUAAUUUUAGUAUGCUUUUCAGUUAUUUUUCUGAACAACUGUUUUGUUAACCCUAAACCACUUUAAUUUACAUACUCUAUUUUUUUCAAUACCGAAAAAGCGAAAAUGUUGAGAGAAAAACUAGCUUGAAAUCUCUGUUUAUACCUAUUUAUUUUAAUUUUAACAAGGAAACUUGGGAAUACAUGUACAUUUUUUUUCUUCAUCAAAAUCUUUAAUUUAAUGCUUUAAAAAGGAAAGAAGAAUUUGGUGAUUUUUCUUUGUCAAAAGAAUCAAGAGUAAAAGAAAUCCAAGUAAAUGGAACGAACAUCGUGAAAAAAAGUACAUGAAAUUAUAAUGACGCCCCGAAUAUACACGCCACGAGCGAACAAACGCAAAAUUUUGUGUCAAGAACAAAAGCAAGAAAAUAUUUAGGCUAGUAAAAUUAGGUUUAGGUACACUUUUGGCUGUAUAAUUCGAACAGCUUGAAUGCCAUUUGAUUGAGGGUGUUAUGUUGUUCGUUCAUUUCAUUUUGCUGAAAAUUGAAUUUCUUUUGCGUUGAAUCGCAAAUUCUUAAUGUGAUUAUAAUAUGCUCUCAGUCGCGCAUCUUCUCGAUAGUUUCCUAUAUACAGAAAUUUGAAUGAAACAUGAAUGAUGCCAAAAGAAUCGAAUCGACUACUAAUUUCGAAUCGUUCGAAAUAAAUGUCAUUUCAUUGUAAGAACAAAUAAAAUAACACUUCGAUUCCAA
Messenger RNA from Contarinia nasturtii (swede midge), 4034 nucleotides. It is a transcript of the gene drongo, whose product is annotated as arf-GAP domain and FG repeat-containing protein 1. The coding region runs from base 1262 to 2950 and encodes 562 amino acids. The transcript has 7 exons. Gene Ontology annotation, molecular function: GTPase activator activity. NCBI's taxonomy places the organism in Eukaryota, Metazoa, Arthropoda, Insecta, Diptera, Cecidomyiidae. The record is from RefSeq and is a predicted model, not a curated record.